This is a messenger RNA of Cladocopium goreaui, 1415 nucleotides long. NCBI's taxonomy places the organism in Eukaryota, Dinophyceae, Suessiales, Symbiodiniaceae. The record is from the annotation of a GenBank genome assembly.
GCUUGCUAAAAUUGUACUGUCAUCAUGAAAAAAUGCAAUGGCCACUUGCUUGAGGCCGUGGUUGUUGGCUUUGCCAUUUGCCUCCGGUGUGCUUAGAUACCCUGAUGGAGCUUUUGAGUCGCGGUAUCCUCUGCACAUAGAAGAGUGUGCAUUGCCUGGAAGAAACUUGGGCAUCGAAAGUCAAGGUUGCUUGGGCCGCUUACGCAAGCAUCUACUCGAGGAUGCUGACUGCAAUCGUGUGAUUUGCGACAAUAUUGCUACGUCAACUCCAGUGGAGGUCUAUGCCAACGAAAGCGACUGGGCCCCAUUCAAAAAUCUGUGUGGCCACUUGCAGGAGCUCUUUCUGGGUUUGUUUGACCUUGGAGUGAAGCUUCUGGACUCCGAUUUCUUGGAGCAUCAUGUUCUGGAGCUGCAGCAGCUGUGGCAGGUGUUUACCAAUUCCUUCGGGAUCUCACCGCCUGACUUGCAAGACUUGCCAGUCUAUGCCAACAGCACGCGAGCAGUGUUGCGACGGCACGCUGCAGUGGUAUUGGAGAGCCUACAUCAGGUUCUGGACAGAGGCAUAGUAAGAGAACCGCUGAAUGCAGAACAGGUGCUUGAAAUGGCAGCCACCCUGGCACGCCGGCUGCAUUUGUUGAUUGAGAAUGUCUCAGUCACUUUGCUACUGAACUUCUACAUUGCGCAGCUAGAGCACAAUGGACGUUUGGUUGGCCGCGACCUGGUCCAUGAGCUUUAUGGAGAUCCCAGUAGCUUGCGUGUUGUCUUCCAUGAAAUUCCUGGGAAGAGGUGGGACGCCUUGACGCAUCUGUUAGAUUCACUGGGUGUUUCUGAUCAUGCCGUUCGAAUGGCUGAAGUGGGUGUGGAGGCAGCGAAUACGAGCCAGAGGCUCUUGGAGCGAAAUCCGUUCCUCUCAUACAUAGGCGUCGACCCGUAUUUCAAGAACGACCCGCUAUAUUCGGAUGUUCUUCAGCGCCUGUCUUUCUUCAUUGAUUCAGGUCGCUUUACUCUGUACCGAAACACAUCUUUGAAUGCAUCGCUCUUCGUGGCAGAUGAGUCCUUGGACAUUGUGUUCCUUGAUGCUCGUCACGACUAUGAGGCGGUGCUGGAUGAUGUGAUGGCCUGGAAGCCAAAGGUGCGAAGAGGUGGGAUCUUGUCAGGCCACGACUUCAGCUGGAUGUUCCCAACUGUGGCUAUGGCUGUUUUCAAAGAGACCUUCAACGCACCAGAUCGGACCAUGAACCUUGCAUCGGAUGGUGUUUGGUGGUUGCAGCUUUGAGUCUGGUGAAGUCUGGUUGAGACUUGACCGUUGUACAUACAUCGCAUCCAGUCCUGAAUCUGGGAAGAUUUCUUUUAGCUAAAAAAAACUGGGUUCGGCGAAAUGCCCUGCGAUCCGCCAAUGCAAAAGAGGGCAAAGA